This is a messenger RNA of Aspergillus udagawae, 1326 nucleotides long. RefSeq names its product ATP-dependent RNA helicase SUB2. The coding region runs from base 1 to 1326 and encodes 441 amino acids. The record is from RefSeq and is a predicted model, not a curated record. Gene Ontology annotation, biological process: mRNA splicing, via spliceosome; mRNA export from nucleus. Gene Ontology annotation, molecular function: ATP binding; RNA binding; RNA helicase activity. The transcript has 5 exons. Lineage: Eukaryota; Fungi; Ascomycota; Eurotiomycetes; Eurotiales; Aspergillaceae.
AUGUCUCACGAGGAGGAUCUCAUCGACUACUCCGACGAGGAGCUUCAGACCACUGACGCAGCAGCCACCACCGCUGCCCCCGCCGCAAAUGGGGCCCAGGACAAGAAGGGCGACUUGACAGUUUCCGGCGGCCGCCCGGAUAAGAAGGGAAGUUAUGUCGGUAUUCACUCGACCGGUUUCCGCGACUUCUUGCUCAAAGGGGAACUUCUACGUGCCAUCACCGAUUGCGGUUUCGAACAUCCAUCGGAGGUCCAGCAAGUCUGCAUUCCCACUGCAAUCCUUAACGUCGAUGUUCUCUGUCAGGCCAAGUCUGGUCUUGGAAAGACCGCAGUUUUCGUUCUCACUACACUCCACCAACUCGAACCCGUACCUGGAGAAUGCUCGGUUCUUGUCAUGUGCCACACUCGUGAAUUGGCGUACCAGAUCAAGAAUGAAUAUGCCAGAUUCAGCAAAUACCUGCCCGAUGUGAAGACCGCUGUCUUCUACGGUGGUACGCCCAUCCAGAAAGACAUCGAGGUGUUGUCAAACAAAGAGACAUAUCCAAACAUCGUUGUCGGCACACCUGGUCGUCUCAAUGCUCUGGUCCGCGAGAAGAAGCUUUCUCUGCGCAACGUUAAGGCGUUCGUGUUGGAUGAAUGUGAUAAGAUGCUUGAUCAGAUCGAUAUGCGCCGGGAUGUCCAGGAGAUUUUCCGUGCCACCCCCGCCGAUAAGCAAGUCAUGAUGUUCAGUGCAACCCUCUCCCAAGAGAUCCGGCCCAUCUGCAAGAAGUUCAUGAGAAACCCUCUUGAAGUUUACGUAGAUGAUGACACCAAGCUCACACUCCACGGUCUCCAACAAUACUACAUCAAGCUCAGUGAAUCUGAGAAGAACCGGAAACUCAAUGAGCUUCUGGACAGCCUUGAGUUCAACCAGGUCAUUAUCUUCGUUAAAAGCACACUGCGGGCGAACGAGUUGGACAAGCUGUUGCGCGAGUGUAACUUCCCCAGUAUUGCGGUGCACUCUGGUGUCAGUCAGGAGGAGCGUAUCAAACGUUACAAGGAGUUUAAGGAGUUCAACAAGCGUAUCUGUGUUGCCACCGAUGUUUUCGGUCGUGGUAUUGAUAUUGAGCGUAUCAACCUGGCUAUCAACUACGACUUGCCUGCUGAUGCCGAUUCGUAUCUGCACCGUGUUGGUCGUGCUGGUCGGUUUGGAACCAAGGGUCUAUCCAUCUCAUUUGUCAGCAGCGAGGAGGAUGAGAAGGUGCUCAAGGAAAUUGAGAAGCGAUUCGAAGUUGCCCUUCCUGAAUAUCCCGAGGGCGGUGUCGACUCCAGCACUUACAUGGCGUGA